This is a messenger RNA of Triplophysa dalaica, 4210 nucleotides long. RefSeq names its product neuropeptide Y receptor Y1 (gene npy1r). The record is from RefSeq and is a predicted model, not a curated record. Gene Ontology annotation, molecular function: neuropeptide Y receptor activity; neuropeptide binding. NCBI's taxonomy places the organism in Eukaryota, Metazoa, Chordata, Actinopteri, Cypriniformes, Nemacheilidae. The transcript has 3 exons. Bases 109 to 1287 code for a protein of 392 amino acids. Gene Ontology annotation, biological process: G protein-coupled receptor signaling pathway. Gene Ontology annotation, cellular component: plasma membrane; neuron projection.
AUGGAGACGCGCCAUCACGCAUCUUUAGCUCGGUCCGCGCUUAAGUGUGUUGUCAAAUUUAAGAUAACAUGAUCCUGAAAAGAUCGACAGGAAGGAGUCAGUGAUCACAUGAAGUUACAUCACCCCGUACCACUAACCAAUCAAUCCCAGAAGAGAGGAGGUAAAACAAUGCCAGACUCCGCCCUGCAACCGCAACUUCCACCAAUCCCGUCUUUAAACUGUUCCUCGGGCCAAUCAAAUUGCUCCCUCCCUGACGACGAAUGCUACAGCUACUCUUUGUUCGUUGUCAUGGCGGUUGCCUACAGCGCUGUGGUACUGUUAGGUGUUGUGGGCAACUUGGCUCUCAUCCUUGUCAUCGCACGGCAACGCGAACUUCACAAUGUAACAAACGUCCUUAUUGCAAACCUCUCCGUUUCUGACUUGCUGAUUUCCGUGGUGUCUCUACCGUUCACAUUCAUUUACACCUUCAUGGACCACUGGGUGUUUGGGGCAGUCAUGUGUAAACUUAACAAUCUGGUCCAGUGCUGCUCCAUCUCAGUGUCCAUCUUUACUUUGGUUCUGAUCGCCAUUGAGAGACACCAGCUCAUUCUGCACCCUCGUGGAUGGAGACCCAGCCUGAACCACGCCUGCCUGGGCAUCGGCCUCACGUGGGGACUGGCCAUCCUCACUGCCACGCCCUUUUUGAUGUUCACCAAGGCGACAGAUGAUCCAUUGAAGCAGCUGCCGCCAGUGUUUCAGGAGCAGUACAGGGGAAAGGUGCUGUGUGUGGAGGAAUGGCCAUCUAGAGAAUUUCAACUCACAUACACUACAGCCAUGCUGGUUCUGCAGUACAUCACUCCUCUCACAUUCAUCUUCAUCUGUUACCUGAAGAUCUACAGCCGCCUGCAGCAGCGGAAUAACAUGAUGGACAGAAUGCGUGAAAACAAAUACCGCAGCAUCGAGAAUAAGCGGAUAAAUAUCAUGCUGUUUUCCAUCGUCGUGGCAUUUGCUGUUUGCUGGCUCCCGUUGUAUGUCUUCAACGCCAUUACUGACUGGAACCAUGAAAUUGCUAUGAACUGCACGCACAAUCUGAUGUUCUCGCUGUGUCACUUGACCGCAAUGUGCUCGGUCUGCAUAAACCCUGUGUUCUACGGCUUCCUGAACCGCAACUUCCAGCGUGAUCUACGGGCCUUCCGAAUCUGCAAGAUGGGGUCAGCACCGGAGAACGAAUAUGACAUGGUUGCCAUGUCCACAAUACAUACGGAUGUGUCCAGGAUGUCACUGAAAAUCAGUAGCCUGGAUUUCUAGUAGGUUUAAAACUGACACAGUGGUUCUGGAAAAUGAGAAUGGGAAAUGUUUCAGAUUUGUUUUAUAAAGAAAAGUGUGCGUUUACAGUAAGAAGGAUUGUUCGUUUCUUGGCUGCAUUCCAAACAUAACAAUCGCUGUCAGCAUUGUUCAAGUCCUUUUUUACGACGUGUGUUCACCGAGGUCAUGGAUGCAAGUUGAGUAAAUUAUGUGCAACCAUCAAGAAAUGGCUAGUUUUGUAUUAGAGUAAUGUAUCAUAAAAUUGUACAUAGAAGGUCAGGAGAGAAUGCGGAGUUCAUUUCUUGCAAACAUCCAAUGUCUUGCGUCAAUGAUACGAAGACAAAAAAUCUGAGUUUUGAGAACAGCUGUAUUCACUGUUAGUUCACUUCAAUGAUGAGUAAAAAUAAAGAAAUGAAGAAGGUACAUUGAAAGCCCAAAAGUUCACUAAUUCGAAAAUGGAUUUAAAUACAAGCUUCAGAUGUGUUUUUCCCUACAGGGGAGACUCUAAGCCAGACCAUUUUCAUGUUCUGAAUUAGAUUUGUUUUUUGUGUUGAGUUGUUGAAACCAAACUGAAUUGAUUUUUUUUACACUUAAAAUUGAAUGAAACGGUGCACAGAAGAUCUCGAAUUUGAGAAAAUUUAAGUUUGUGUUAUACUUUGAAAGCAUUUAUUGCAUGAUUUCAUUUUUGUUUAGGUUUUGUGGUGUGUAACACAGUUCUGUUGCUGGACCUGAGAUCACACUUUCAUUUAUUUAGAAGACACUUUUAUAAAAAGCAAUUCACAAAUGAAUCUUGAAUUGCUGCAAUAAAAACUGCAUGACCUAAGGCUGACCUAGAGAUGAAAGUAAGGACAGAGUUUUCUUUCUUCGUAAAAUCACAGAAAUAUGCACAAGAGAUUUGCUUGUAUGUCUCUUUGAAAUUGCAAGGAAUCCUGCUUUUCAGGUGGUUUGAAAAGAUCACUCCACCAGUGAAGAACAGGGAAAGUUCAGGAGGGGUUGCAGUGAUCCGAGAACAAGAAGCUAGAUCGGGAGUCGUGGUAUGCUUGGAUUGGAAAGGUUUGAUGUUUUAUGACCCGGGGCGACUGUGUGUGUGACACUGCUCUCCUUCAUAACACAAUUGAAGAUGUAGACGGACACAUCAGAAUGAGGACAAAUCAUCAUAAGGCAGCUUUUGUGCGUUUGAAUACAUGUCACCCACUCCAUAUUAGACACAGACAACAAGUAGAAUGUGUGAAUAGUUUUACUUAUGUCUGCAUUUAUAAUGCAUAAAGAAUGUAGUUACUUGAAUAUAGUUUGUUAUAAAGACAGCUGUUAGGUACUAUUGCUGAUUGACAAACUAUCAAUGUAUUUUUUUAAUUUUUUCAUUCAUGAUUUUGACAAUGGUUUUGUUGAUGUGGUGUAAUGCCUUUGUGGUUUGUUUUAUGGUCACCGUGGUCACUGAACUCUGAAAUGAAACUGUAGUAGCACCUUAUUUUGUCCCAACUUGUACUUGUACUUGUCUUACGACCAUUCUGAAGAACUGAAGUGUUAUUUAUAAAAGGGUUCAUUGAUGUUACUCGGGGUGUCACCGUUUUAAAGAAUGUUAUUUGAAACUUAUGUGGAAACAGGUUUGUCCGAAAACAAUAAAUGUAAAUGAUUAAUUAAAUAAUUGUAGUUUUUAUUCUAAUUAUUCAAAAUUAUUCUUUUUAAUUUUAAUUUGAGUAUAUGCAAAGGUCAAAAGAGUUUAGGGUGGGGUACAGAUAUUUUUAUGUGUUAAAAGACAAGCAAAAAAAAUAAUUUCAUUAAAUAGUUUAUACAACAUACAGUAGGUUUCAUAAGAAAAAUGGAAUUUGUUCAAAUAAUGUUUCAGUCAUGUUACACCAAGUGUGAACGGGUCUGUUUGCGCUAUAGAUUGCCAUGUGUUGUUGUUUGGAUUUGCUAACAUCAAUUUACUCCUACACUAAUAAAAAAGCUACAAGUUUGAUAUGAAACAGACACAGAUUUCGAAGCAAUGUGUGGUAGAGACCACUUUAUGUUUUGUUUAAAGAACAUCUUUACGACUCAAACAACAUUUCCAUACAUGGAACAAACCACAGUACUGUGAAAAUUAAUCAGGAUUUCCUUUAAAAAAAUGCUGGGGGUUUUCCAAACAAUGGCAUGAAUAGAUGCUUUUUGCCCGCUGUUUUUGGUAAUUCCAUAGUGACUCAUGAAUUGUGAAUCAAAUCUCUGAAUCAGAUCUCUGUGUUUUGUAGGAUCCCUUCAUAAAAUAAUUUGAUUUGAUCAUUAUAGGACAUAUAACAGCAAAGAAUGUUUGGAAAUCUAUUGAACUUUCAUACUAUACAUUUAAGUAUAAGAUAUAAAUAAACAGUUUGAUGCAUCUAAUGUGCCUAAGAAUUUUGUACAGUGAGUGAUGUACAUAACUAUGCGUGUUUAACAUGUUUCAUUUUAUUUUCCAGAAUAUUUUUGUUAUUUUGCAUGAUUUUUUUGCAAUUGCAAACUGCUAAGCCGUUUUGAUUCUAGAGUUCAAUACGAACAAGAUGACACAGUUUCCUGAUACAAACAAGUAUGCAAAAUACACUCUCGUUGACUUUCAGAGUGAGAGCUCCCGAUGAGAGACAAAAAUGUGGUAACAAAAACAACACCGUAAAUACAUGCAAAAGAUUUAUGUUUUUAUUUGGAAGUGCAUGAAUGUUGACUCUUGGAAACAGAGAUGACAUUCAAGAGGGAAUAGUGGGCUGGGAAAACACAGAAGAAAAGUAAUAAAAUAUGUAUUUUCAGAACGUGCUGUUCUCAUUCUGAAUAUUCAAACAGCCUUUUAUCCAUAUACUUGUAAUGUUUGAAUGUUUGGAAAGAAAUAAUAUGUUUAUAUAUGUUUUUCUACAUUAAUGGUGCAUUUUACUGUCAGUUUGGAGAUCCUACAGUGAUAUGUCCUAAUGUUAAUAUUGUUCCU